Topomyia yanbarensis is the source of this 1181-nucleotide messenger RNA. RefSeq lists its product as uncharacterized. The record is from RefSeq and is a predicted model, not a curated record. The transcript is spliced from 2 exons. NCBI's taxonomy places the organism in Eukaryota, Metazoa, Arthropoda, Insecta, Diptera, Culicidae. Gene Ontology annotation, molecular function: nucleic acid binding. The coding region runs from base 215 to 1147 and encodes 310 amino acids.
UUUUAGGAAAAACGUUCCCGAAUGCGGGAAAAAAUAUUAUUUAUUCAACUAAUCUUUAAGGUAAAGGGCGAACACGAAAUUAUUGCGACACAUUCAACAGGGCAUAACUUUUUUACCAUUGGGUAAAAAUCAACCAAAUUUUGCACACUUUCUCAUUGAUGUGUAUUGUUUACAUGCUGUCAAACUCGAUGUCGUGUUUUUCGAUUCAACGAAAAUGGAGGUGAACCAACGCGAGUCGAGAGAACAAAUUCUUUCCAAACACCUGGAAUUUCCUGACCUGUCGCACCGGCAGUUGGGAAAAAUGUUGAACAUUCACCAUUCAACCGUCUCCAGAGUGUUGAAGCGGUUCCAGGAGCGGUUGACGUUGGACCACGGCAAAGGAGCUGGAAGAAAGCCGGGACCGGAGAACAAAAAGACGGAGGGAAAGGUGAAGCGGAUUAUUAAAGCAAAUCCCAACGUCUCAAGCCGUAAUUUGGCUAAAAAGAUCGGCAUAGCUGGACUACAUACAUACAAGGUACAGAACUUCCCAAACCGCGAUGAGCGGCAACAAUCGACGGCUAAAACUCGGGCACGGAAGCUCUACGAGAAGAUGCUGACAAAAUAUGGCUGCUGUGUGAUGGCCGACGAAACGUAUAUAAAAGCGGAUUUUAAGCAAAUUCCGGGGUUGGAGUUUUUCACCGGCAAGAGCAAGUUCUAUGUGGACGACAAAUUUAAGAAGAAGAAAAUGUCGAAGUUCGCCUCCAAAUAUCUCAUUUGGCAGGCCAUCUGCUCUUGCGGACUGAGGAAUGAGCCUUUCGUGACAAAGGGCACAGUAAAUGGCGAGAUCUACAAAUCUGAGUGCCUCGAGAAGCGCCUUUUGCCGUUCUUGCAGCAGCACGACGAAGCUCCGCUAUUUUGGCCAGAUUUGGCAUCAUGCCACUAUUCUAAAAGUGUCCUGGAGUGGUAUGAGGCCAAUUCUGUCCAUUUUGUUCCAAAGGACAGGAAUCCGCCAAACUGUCCGGAGCUGCGCCCGGUGGAGCAGUACUGGGCAAUGAUGAAGCGGGAACUUCGGAAGAGCAAGAAGACAGUCAAAGACGAGAAGGACAUGUUAAGAAAAUGGAAAAAUAAACUGAGAAAGUGGUACCGGAUGACACUGUAUAGACUUUGAUGGAGGGCAUCAAGCGAAAAUGCGUUCAAUUUUA